This is a messenger RNA of Carassius carassius (crucian carp), 2620 nucleotides long. It is a transcript of the gene slc38a5b, whose product is annotated as solute carrier family 38 member 5b. Gene Ontology annotation, molecular function: glycine transmembrane transporter activity; L-glutamine transmembrane transporter activity. Lineage: Eukaryota; Metazoa; Chordata; Actinopteri; Cypriniformes; Cyprinidae. The transcript has 15 exons. Gene Ontology annotation, biological process: L-histidine transmembrane transport; L-glutamine transport; serine transport. The coding region runs from base 116 to 1522 and encodes 468 amino acids. The record is from RefSeq and is a predicted model, not a curated record.
GUCAACCCAUGGUUGUGUUUUCUUUUUUUUUGCAGAUCCACUUUAGAGAAAACACUUCACUCAACACUUCACAACUUUCACUGCUCCAAAGAAAAAAAGAAAGAAAGAAUACGUCAUGGAACUUCAGAAGCUAACAAACGGUCACCACCAAGACUUUCAACAUCUUGAGGAAGGAGAGUCACCUGAACGAGAGGAGUUUUUACCACACAAGAGUGAUGGAGAAAACCCCCCUCAGUUUACAGAUUUUGAAGGAAAGACAUCAUUUGGAAUGUCUGUCUUCAACCUCAGCAAUGCCAUCAUGGGCAGUGGGAUUCUGGGACUGUCUUACGCCAUGUCCAACACUGGUAUCAUUCUCUUUCUGAUCUUGUUGACCUGCAUUGCUGUCUUGUCAUCAUACUCUGUCCAUCUUCUGCUGAGGAGCGCAGGGGUUGUAGGGAUUCGCGCUUAUGAACAACUGGGUAAACGAGCAUUUGGACACCCGGGAAAAAUACUGGCAGCUCUUGUCAUAACAAUGCAUAACAUUGGUGCUAUGUCUAGCUACCUCUUCAUUGUGAAGUAUGAAUUACCUCUGGUUAUUCAGGCUUUCCUUGGCCUUCAGCACAGCAGUGGUGAGUGGUUCCUGAAUGGCAACUAUCUGAUCAUCGUUGUGUCCAUUUUAAUCAUCUUGCCCCUAGCCCUGAUGAGACGACUUGGGUACUUGGGUUACACCAGUGGCUUCUCUCUGACGUGUAUGGUUUUCUUCCUGAUCUCAGUCAUCUAUAAGAAGUUCAACAUCCCUUGUCCUUUUGAUGGUUUCACCAACCACACAGCUGAAAACAUAUCUAUUGAUGUUGAAUGUGAAGCCAAAUACUUCACUAUCAACCAGCAGACAGCCUACACAGUUCCCAUCUUGGCCUUCGCUUUUGUAUGCCACCCUGAGGUGCUGCCAAUCUACACCGAGCUGCGCAAUCCCACAAAAAGACGCAUGCAGGCCAUUGCCAACGUGUCCAUCCUGGGGAUGUUUGUCAUGUAUCUGCUCACUGCCAUCUUUGGCUACCUCACCUUUUAUUUAAACACAGAGGCAGAACUUCUACACACCUACAGCAAGGUGGAUCCUCUGGAUACGCUCAUCCUGUGUGUGCGUCUGGCCGUGCUGGUGGCUGUGACUCUGACUGUUCCUGUUGUGCUCUUCCCGAUUCGCAGAGCCCUUCUUCAGCUUCUAUUUCCUGAUAAGCCCUUCCAUUGGGUGCGUCACAUCUCUAUUGCAUUGUGUCUCCUUGUUGUAGUCAACGUGCUUGUCAUUUCUGUGCCCAACAUUCGUGACAUUUUCGGCAUCAUUGGUGCAACCUCUGCUCCAAGCUUGAUCUUCAUCCUCCCAGGUCUUUUUUACAUCCGUAUCGUUUCCACCGAACCAAUGAACUCAAGACCAAAAAUUCAGGCUGCCUGCUUCACUGCUCUGGGCUUCAUCUUUAUGAGCAUGAGUUUGACGUUCAUCACGCUGGAUUGGGUCUAUGGAGAGAAUCGAAGUGGAGGAGGUCACUGAUCUUCAAACGCAAUACUGUAAGGGUCCAAAAAGCCUUCUUAGAGGAACAUCACUACCCCUCUCCUGAACUUGAGAGAAACCAAAACAUCACUUAGGCUGGACCCAACUCUGCUCAGAUCUGUUUUCCCACUGAGUAAGGAAAGGACUGAUGUCCUGCCAUCUUUAAAAUAAAAAUGGAUAAAAAUCCUAUUAUGUUUAUGGUGGAGGAUUUCUGGGAGACACAGAAAUGUCACGCCAAUUUGAGGCUGUUUCUAGCAAAUGGGCCUCGUAACGAUUAAUGAUACUUGUGUUGGAGAUGGAAGUCCGCUAAAUAGCUUUAAAAUUAUGCUAAAAUAUACAGCAGAAACCAAAAUCAACAACUGGAGAGGUUUGUUUUGUCUGAUGGAUACUAGGAAACAAUCAAGUUUGUCACAUAUCAUCUGUUUUGUUGUCCUCAUCAAAUGAAAGCCAUAGUCCCAGAGUGCAAUACUAGGGAUAUUGAAAUAUAUUUCCCUGCUUCAAAUUGUUCAUUAAAAAACCUUGCUCAUGAUAAAGAAAUUCAAUAUCAUCUCAGAAUGGCUGCAGACCUGAACUGAUUAUGUCAGUGUCUGUUAUAUCGCGAGAAUGAAAUUGAUGCAUUUUUGAAAUUGACCAGAAAAAAGAAAUAUUACAGUUGAAUUGAUAUAAAUGGCACUACAAUUGAAAACAGACAAUCAGCUUUAUACUGUUUCAGUUUUUAUUUUGUUCUUUUCUCUUUCUGUUGGAUAUCAUAUAUUAUGUCAAACAAAUGUGAGGUACAUACAGUUGCAGUAUUUUGUGGUGCAAUGGAGUGGAAUGCCAUUUAUUUUGAGGAACAGGUGAAUAACUAUGAUAAAGGUGUUUAAUUACAUUGCUGUUAUGCAUAUAAUGAUGCAAACAAAGCCUAACCUGUGAAUUCAGUGAUUCAUGCCAUAUUCUCAAUGAGUUGUCAAUCUAACAACAGUAUCUGUCAUGAAUUGUCCAAUCCAUCUCUAAUUAUUUUAAUUAAGUUAUAUAGGAAUUGAUGUAAAAGUAGUUGUAUAGGCUGUCUGUAAAUGAAAAACUAUUAAAUAGGAAACAGAAAUUUUUUUAGACGCCACU